GCGCGUGGAGCCGGGCGGCCUCUGCGGCGGGGGGGAGCGACCGGCGCGCGCGGGGCAGAAGGAGCGCUCCAGCGGCUGCCGGCCGGAGCAAGAGGGGCGGCUCCGAAGGGGCGCAGCAGCGCAGCCCGACCGCCGGUAUGAGCCAUCUGCGCGCGGUGCCGCCUGCGCCGAGCGACUGGAGCCCCGGCGGCCGAGAGGGGAGCGCCCAGCCGCUGGGAGAAAACCUCCUGCUGGACCCGCAGACGGCGGCCCGGAGCGGCGCCUUCGCCUCCGCCUGGCUGGGCAUCUGCUGCCCGACUCCGGCGCGCGUCUCUGCCUCCCCGCGCUACCUGCUUUCGGGGGCGGCGGAGGGGGACGACGAGGAGGACGACGAGGAGGAGGACGAGGAGGAAGGUGGCGCGGAUGACCGCCUGAGCGACGGCAGCUUGAGCGCUCUCCCGCAGCAGCAACAGCCGCGCGGCCCCCCCUGCCAGGCACCGCCGGCUCAGGCGAGGGCCUUGCGGGGCUCUUGCGCGGCAGGGGCGGGCGCGGGGCUGGGGCGCGGGGGCCCGUCGGGGGGCGGCGUGCAGAAGCAGCGGCGUCUGGCGGCCAACGCGCGGGAGCGGCGGCGGAUGCACGGGCUGAACCACGCCUUCGACCAGCUGCGCAACGUGAUCCCUUCCUUCAGCAACGACAAGAAGCUCUCCAAGUACGAAACGCUGCAGAUGGCCCAGAUCUACAUCAGCGCCCUGGCCGAGCUGCUCCACGCGCCCCCCGGCGCCACCCCCGGCGGCGCCCCCGACGACGCCCCUCGCCCCAAGGGUGCCCUCCUGCCCGCCGCGCCUGUCUACCAGCGCCCGCCCACAGGGGGCGCCCUGCAGCCGACCUCCGCCGCCCCGGCCAGGACGCGCUUCGAGCCGGAGCCGCCGUCCGGGGGCUUCGGCGUGCACCUGGACCCGCUCCGCUUCCCGUCCUUCGCCGAGGGGGCCCUGCUGGGCCAGAAAGCGCCCUCGCCCGCCCAGCUCCUCCAGCACCCCGGCCAGCAACCGCAGCCCCAGCAGCCGCUGCCGCACGAGCGCAGGAAAACCUCGCCGCCCGCCCACCGCAGCGACGGCGAGUUCUCGCCCCGAUCGCACUACAGUGACUCGGACGAAGCCAGCUAGGCGCGCCCUGGCGAGGGAAGGACGCACUACUGAGAGAAACUCUGCCCGGCUGCAGGGUCCAGGCCGGGGAACUGACUGCUGGUCGCAGCAUCCUCGCCCAAGCCACGCCUGGGAAUGGACGCGGGGCAAUCGCGGCCGGACCUUCCAAAGUGGGGAAGAGCGCGGGGCAAAGGCCCAGUCGCUCCAUUCAUUCUGUUGGUAGGAGUAGCCAACCUCAUGUUUCCAGAACUGCAGGGAGAGGGAGAGAGCGAAAGCCCCCACGCCCACCCGAGAUUUCGUUGUGCGCCCUGGCCCUAAAGCACGUGGGUAUGCCUAAACUUGUCCCCCCCCCCUCCUUCAUUGCAAAGGAGCUGGCUUACAAAUAGCUUCACAGAGAAAAGAGAGCACCUAAUCCCACCCCUACCCUACCCUUCCCCACCACAAUCAAAAUCCUACUGGAAUCAGUUGCAUUUAUUUUUCAGCGAAGGUAAAACAGCUCUCGGAUUACAGUUUCUGGGACCGUUAGCACUGUUUCUGGAGGUGCUUCACUUUGGCUGGAUCCCCCGCCCCCGCCCCCGCCGCAACAGGUUUAAAAGAGUAACAUGAAGCCUUGUUUACUCUAUUAAAUUCAGUUCAUUCCAACAUCGAUAGCCGCCUCACACCAGGCGGGCCGAUCGAAUGCUGUUAGUUCUAAAGAUGCUCAAAUGAUACCCUAUCAUUACCUGGAAGAAAAAAAGUCAUUGAACUCCACUGGACUUUAUUUCCCAGGUAAAGAUCGGGGUUGCCAGACCCGAAUAUGUCCCCCCGCUGAAACGGGAAUGGUUGGAUUGAAGCCAGUGGCAGCCGAACCAAAGCCCUGCUUCCUACCCACGAACUCAACGCUCCGCAUUUCAGUAGACGCAUUUCAGUAGAACAACUCCUAAAAGAAUGAUACUAAACAUUGAAAUAUCCGUACAAUCGACGGGAUGUUUUUCCAGGUAUUGCAGUUCAACUGAAUGGCUGGCUAGUUUCGCUCCGACAGAUAUGGCCAGGGGAAAUAAAAAGGUUAAGGUUCCAGUCUUCAAGUGAGUGGCAAUACUGGAAUACUAGAUCAGUUUUCUGUCCUCCAGUUUUGUGGGUUCCGCAAUUGCUCUCACGCCACACACACACACCCGACACACACACACACACACACACACACACACACAGAGGUUCACUUCAGCUGCUUCCCACUGAUAGAAAUGAACUUCCCUCUCAACAAGUCUCACUCUAGGGUGUUGUGGGCUUUCCGGACCGGAUGGCCGUGUUCUAACAGCAUUUCCCCCUGACGUAUCGCCUGCAUCUGUGGCUGGCAUGCCACAGAUGCCGCAAGCUACUAGAACAGGGCCGUACAGCCCGGAAAACCCACAACACCCUAGUGAUUACGGCCGUGAAAGCCUUCGACAAUAAGUGAAGCGACCUGUCUUAGGGUCCAUCCGGAGCAGGCUGGUCCCAACAUCUGCGCUCUCUCCCGCCCCGUCCAGCGUCCCUUCACUUCUCCACCCCCAAGGCAGGGACCAGGUCCUCCAGAGGAUCUGGUCGGUUCCGGAGCAAAAGCCUGCAGGGGCGCAGCGGCCACUGGCAAACCUUGUGCGUAAAGGCUCCCCAAACGAGACCACGCAAAGGUUAGGAGGGGGCAGAGAAAAGGAUGCGUAGAACUUUACACUCGCGUUGUUGUAAACAGGAAAGAAUGAAUCCCCCACCCCUUUAUUCUUCCCAGACGAAUAACGGCGUCUUCAGUAGGUGGGAUUUGGCGCAAGCACUUUAAAAGCCGCCGGAAGAGACGCGGCACCAAACGAAAAAAAAAUACGAUUAUUUGCCAACAGGAUGUACCAAUGUUUGGACUCAGCCAUUUCUAUACGCUUUCGUUUAAACUGAUUUGCAAAAAUUUUAGGGGUGGGGGUGGGGAAAGCUACCAUUUUUUUUGUUUGUUGUUGUGUCAAAAUUUUAUGUCAGUUAUUUGCUUUUGUGAUGUUUUAGAUCAGGAGGUUUAUUUAUUACCAUCUUGUUUGCUACUCGUUAUUCUUUGACUCGUUUUUUUAAAAAAACAAAAAACCUUUAACAAGAACCUUUAUUUUAGCAAAGCCGGCUGCCAUUGUUUAUGUAACUUUUUUGAAAGAGCCAGAUCAAAUAAAGACUUUUUUUAAAAGUU
Sphaerodactylus townsendi is the source of this 3291-nucleotide messenger RNA. It is a transcript of the gene ATOH1, whose product is annotated as atonal bHLH transcription factor 1. The coding region runs from base 138 to 1142 and encodes 334 amino acids. The transcript has a single exon. The record is from RefSeq and is a predicted model, not a curated record. Lineage: Eukaryota; Metazoa; Chordata; Lepidosauria; Squamata; Sphaerodactylidae. Gene Ontology annotation, molecular function: protein dimerization activity.